Messenger RNA from Candida dubliniensis CD36, 3921 nucleotides. It is a transcript of the gene CTA3, whose product is annotated as Cta3p. Gene Ontology annotation, biological process: endocytosis; endosomal transport. Gene Ontology annotation, molecular function: protein binding; calcium ion binding. The record is from RefSeq and is a predicted model, not a curated record. Gene Ontology annotation, cellular component: cytoplasm; plasma membrane. NCBI's taxonomy places the organism in Eukaryota, Fungi, Ascomycota, Pichiomycetes, Serinales, Debaryomycetaceae. The transcript is spliced from 2 exons. The coding region runs from base 1 to 3921 and encodes 1306 amino acids.
AUGAGUAUCUCGCUGUCUACGCCUGCUUUUAAGGUGGGUCUUACACCUGAGGAGAAAAGGUUAUACACUCAAUUAUUUAAAUCAUUGGAUCCGGAGAAUACCGGUGUCGUUACCGGGGACAAAGCAAGAACAACAUUUGAGAAAUCCGGAUUGCCACCUUCUAUCUUGGGUGAAAUCUGGCAAAUAUCUGAUCUGAACAAUUUGGGGUUUUUAAAUCAAUUUGGGUUUUGCUAUGCAAUGAGAUUGAUUGGAUAUACACAAUCAGGACAACACCCAGUACCAGGGUUAGCAGACGUUCCCGGUCCGUUGCCGAAAUUUGUGAAUUUGGGCUUACCACAGCAAAAUGUUUUACAGCCACAAUCUGCAAGUAGCUCAUUUAUGUCGUCUCAACCUAAUGCUUCUAUGCCGCAAUCUGCCGCUUCGCAAGAUUCUUUUGCUGCUGUUUCUCCUGGUGAUUAUCAAAAGUUUUCUCAAUUGUUUAUCAAGACUGUUGGGUCCGCUCAAGGUGAUUUAGAUGGAUCCCGAGCAAAAGAUAUUUUUUUGAAAGCUAAGUUGCCAACGACAACUUUGGGACAAAUUUGGAGUUUGGUUGAUAGAUAUAAUACUGGGAAAUUAAAUAUCGGCGGGUUUGUGAUUGCCAUGUAUUUGAUCCAAGGAUUGUUAAGUGGCCAUAUUAAACAAUUGCCACCAUUCUUGCCUGAAUCGAUUUGGAAGUCAGUUGAGCAACCACAGCUGCUGCCACAGCUGCAACUGAAUCCAGUAAUUGCAGCUCAAAACUCCGUGCAAUCUCGUCAAGUGUCCCACAGUUCUAUUAACUCUCAACUGACUGCAAUCAGGCAUCCGGCUUCAAGAGAUGUAUCAACUACCAGUGAAUGGGUUGCAACACCUGCAAUGAAACAACAAUACGAGUCGGUUUUCAACAAUCUUGAUAAAGAAAAAAAGGGUCACUUAAACCCAGACCAAGUUGCAUCAUUUUUAAUGACAUCGAAAUUGAAUCAACAAGAUUUGGCAUUGAUCUGGGAUUUGGCCGAUAUUCAGAACUCGGGAAUAUUUUCAAAAUUGGAGUUUUCUGUUGCUUUGUUUUUGGUUAACAGAAAAAUUACCGGUAAACCUUUACCAAAUGUCGUUCCAGAUGAAUUGCUUGUUUCGUUAAAACAGGAGUCAGCAGGUUCAAGUACUUUGGAGUCACAGCCACAUCAGCAGCAGCAGCAGCAGCAACAACAACUACAACAACAACGCCCAGUUUCAGAUAUUCAAAAUAGUUCAGUUCCGGCUCAAUCGCAAGCUAUUGCCAAAUCGAAAUCCUCUAUAGACGAUUUGGUUGAUAUUUUUGGGAGCUCCAAUGCAGUUGCUAACAAUACACCUUCCUCGGCACCUCAAGCUAAGCCAGAACUUGUACAAAGAGUAUCAAGUAGUGAGUUAUCACAUACAGAAGCACCAAGAAUUCGUAAUACCUUGACUGGUUCAUUUAAACCAACUUCAAGUUUUGGUCAGUCAUUAAUGCAACAGCAAGACACCCGACACCAGUCACUGUCGUCCAACUUGGCAUCUCCAGUUGAAGAAAAGAAACAAGUACAGAGUUUGCCUGCUGACGAAACGAAAGCUGCACCCCAACCUCCACAACCACAGCAGCAACAAAAAUCUGUCAAUUACGAAGCAUUGAGAAGUGUCCCUCCACCACCAUCGUCAUCAUCAUCAUCACAGCCACAACCUCCAAUCCAAAAGAGGGACAGUACACCAGUUGCUAGUGCUAUUUCUGCACCAAAUUCUUUUGUGUCUGCAUCGCAACAACCAUCUCGUGAAAGGUCUGUGUCGCAACAGGUUUCCACUAAUAGCAACGAUGAUUUGUUGGCAGAUCCAGCUAUUUCCGGACAGUUAUCUCAGGCCACCUCUGAUAUUGCCAAUGUUUCAAAUCAAAUAAAGUCUCUUACUAAUCAAACCACCAAUUUACACGAAAAGAAAACGAGAGCUGAAAAAGAACUUCAAAGAAUAUUAAACACAAAGUCUGAAAUUGAAAACAAAUUGAAACAAUUGAGGGCUUCAUACGACAACGAAGUGAAACAAGUGGAACAGGUUGAAGCAAAUUUAGCAACUGCUAAAGAGGAAACGGAAGCAUUGAGAUCUGAAGCAUCUAUUGCCGAAGCAAAAGUCAACUCCUUGUCGAGCGACUUACAUGACAAACAAGUCGCUAUGGAAAGUUUACAGAAAGAAAAUAGUACUUUGAAAGAAAAAUUGGGUAGUUUGAAUGCAGAGAUUGUUGAGCUUGAGAAGCAAGCUGCUUCUAAGAGUCAAGAAACUCAAACUUUGUCUAACCAAGUUGCUGUCAAGAAAUCACAAGUUCAAGUCGCCAUAGUUAAGAGUGAAGAAUUGAAGAGUAAGAUUGCCGAGAUCGAAGCUUCGCAUAAGCAAUUGCAAUUGGAUUUGGACAAUGCUGAAAGAGAAAGAUUAGAAUCUGAAAAUCGAGCCAAGGAGUUGCAUGCAAAGUCUGUGGAAUUGGAACAAAACAAACCAACAAAACCAAGUGCGGGAAUAAGUGCCGCUAUUGGUGCAGCUACUGCUGCCGUUGUGGGUGGUGGUGUGGCAGGUGUUGCUCAUCACCUUUCUACUGAAAAUGUGGAAUCAAGUGGCUCUGGGUUAGCAAAUGAACCCGUCGAACGCUCUGUGGAAGAUCAAUCGCGGUCUGAUAAUGGUAUAGAAGAAACUAACGCUAGAUUUCCUCAAUUGCAGAUCAGUGAGCCUGUUGAUAAUGCCACGAAUACAACCUCCUCAAAUAUCACCGAUCGCGCUACUGAUGAUGAAGAAACUCCUAUAACUUCCCCAAGCAAUUCAGAUUUCCAAUUUCCACAAGGAAACAAUGCAGCUAUUGUUGGUGGUAUGGUAGGUAUGCCUGGUGUUUUAGUUGGAGUUCAAAGAACCGAAUCUUUGACUUCAAGUGUUCAAAACAACGCAGCCUUAUCUGUGCGUGAUGAUAACAUAGAUGAAAUUAGUGAUCGUGAGACUUUGGAGAAUGCUGACAGUAGCGAAGAAACUGCACCAAAUACUGUAAAUACAGGCAGCUUUGAUAGCGCCGAAAGGCAGCAUCUUGAAGGAAGUGACAAAGGUUCUUCUUCUUUUGAAAUUGUUAAUUCUGAAGAAGCAAGAUCUCCAGAACAUGGGAGUGAGGAAUUUCCUCCAAUUAGAGAAUUGGAUUACCAAGAAAGUGAUUCAUCGGAUGAAGGAGAGGAGCAAACGUUUGAUGAUGCUGUUGAUAACUUACAUGAACAAAACAAGCUGUAUCAAUCUAGAAGCACUGUUGGGAGAGAGGUUGAUACUGUUCCUUCUGAAAAUGUUCAAUCUACAGGAGAUUCCAACUUUGAUGAUUUUGACUUUGACAAUUUGCAGCCGGCAGCUCCCGAAACUGAUACAAAUGAGAAAGAUUUUUUCAAUGAUGAAUUUACUAAUUUAGAAGCUGCUAAUGUUGAUAAUGUAGGCGAUGAAGAAUUUGACCAUGAAAAUGAUGAUUUUGGUGGAUUAUCUGAAGAGUUCACCAACUCCAACGCACCAGACUUCAAUCGUCCAGAAGAAUCUAGUACUGCUCCUUUAGAGGGAAAUGAUGAGUGGGAGCAAUUAUUUGCAGGGUUCGGAAAUGCCCAACCUCAAGCUGCCACUUCGCAACCAGAGGAACAAUCUCUGGGUGGUAUACCAGUAUCAGGCUCGGCUCGGGUGUCGGAGCCGCCUAGUUCUGUGUCGGUACCAUUUACGCGCGACCCACCAAGAUAUGAAUCCCCUCCUGCAGCUCAACCUAAUAGAAACUCGGCAAAUGAUUAUGCUAUACAAGAAUUGGUGGGAAUGGGUUUCGAUGAAAAAACUGCAAUUGAUGCUUUGAAGAAAGAAAACUGGAACUUGGAAGCUGCUACAAACUACUUAUUGGACACUGCUUAA